GAUGCGUUGUUUUCCGAGACGAAAGCAAAACAUUGAAUCACCAAAAUUUUACAGAAUCACCACACUUGGCUUCCUGCAUUCACGAUGGCUGUUAACAUGUACGGUGCGAUGCAAAAUCAUCCACCGCCGAAUCCAAAUCCCACUGACCUGAUGGCUAUCAAAGAUAUUUAUCCCGGAUUGAAGAACAUCAACGUAAUCUUUAUAAUUUUGGAGAUCGGCCCCGUGACUCUCACGAAGGAAAACCGCGAGGUGCGCACGUUUAAGGUGGCGGACCAAAGCGCGGCCAUAAAUGUGUCCAUUUGGGACGAACCGGGGAAACAGCUGGUGCCGGGAGACAUCGUACGGCUAACGAAAGGUUAUGCCUCUAUCUGGCGCCAGUGUCUGACGCUGUACUCGGGCAAAAAUGGCGAAAUUGUUCGGCUGGGUGAUUUUUGCUACACCUUCAAUGAAAUGGUCAAUAUGAGCGAACCAAACCCUAACUUGAGCGCCCCUUUACCGCAACCGAUUCUCAACAACGGCGGUGGUCCGAACAGUGGCAAUAACAAUAAUAAUGGCACAGGGAAACCCUUAAGUGCUUCCAAACCGGUAGCGAACAGUAGUCCUCUGCAUCCGGGUGGUGGUGGAGGAGGAGGAGGAGCUUCAUCGACGAAGCCACACACGGCGACGACGCGAUAUUCGGUGGCCGCUGCCGCUGCAGCUGCCGCAGCAUCUCCGCCAAGCACAAUGAAACCAUCUCCAAAAAAUGCCCCACGUACGGGGCGCAAUAGUCAAGCAAAAAGCUCAGCCGUAAAGAGUGAUCGGAGAUAACAGUUAGCCGAUGCGCUUUGUGCACCACUUAUCGCUAAUGAUAGUUUUAGUCCACAUUCUAAUGGAGAAUAUUGAACAGAAACCAGAAUCACAGCUUACCGACGUCCCGCUCGCGCAGCGAAUCAGUGUAUUCUCCUCUCCCAGCAAACGAUGGUGAUCAUUCCUGUGUAGCCAAUUCUAAGCUAAACAAUUUCGAUCCGUCGUUUGUAUCAUCGAUUAAAAUAAAUGAAAAUUAGUUUUAUCUCACCGCCAUGAAGGUUAUUUCUGAGACGUACUGUAA
Molecule: messenger RNA, 1087 nt
Organism: Anopheles coustani
Lineage: Eukaryota; Metazoa; Arthropoda; Insecta; Diptera; Culicidae
Product: SOSS complex subunit B homolog
Exons: 2
Coding region: 85-807 (240 amino acids)
Biological process (GO): response to ionizing radiation; double-strand break repair via homologous recombination; mitotic cell cycle checkpoint signaling
Cellular component (GO): SOSS complex
Molecular function (GO): DNA binding
Source: RefSeq, a predicted model, not a curated record